AAGCAUAUCAAGUCAAACUUGUGCGGAACAAGUAAAGGUUGAUCUUAUAGUAUAUGGAUUAAACUAAUAUUGAUACAUUAUUUGUGUUAAGUAAUCAUUUUUGUGCUUCCUAAAACUGCGAUGUGUGAAGCUAUGUCAGUGAAAAACCUCUAUAAUGGUACCGUCCAGAGACUACAAAUACCCACUCUGACAAACGUUUGCCCGGCGCAUUCACUCUGCCGCCUGGUUGCUAAGGAAACACAGAAAGCAGGUGGAAUAAAUGUGAUGAUGAUGAUAAUGAAGGUAUAGUGCAGAAACUGGUCAGUCUGGCUGGUUGGGGUGUGGAGGGGACACCGCAAACCAAGCCAGGAUUCUGACUACUAAAAAUUUUCACUACCCUCAGUGAAUCUCCCAUCUCCAUGUGUCUCCUUGGACUGCAAUUAUGGUUACACUUAUCACAGAACAGCUCCGUAAGCAGAGUUUGGACGAACCUUAUCACAAGGCUUUCUCAUUCAAUGCCAGCGUGUCACUACCGGCCGUGGGCUCCAGUCCGACCAUCUCAUGGAGUGCUAAUAGAACAACGCAAGGCAAAGACCAGUUCAGCCACCCACCUUCCAUCCAAAGCACAUGUUUUGGCUAACUCUUGUGAACUAGACUCUGUAUGGCCUCCCUCACACUCUGGAGAAGACUUCCGGAGACCAGAGGCUGCUUUUACAGACAAAGCUUUUCAAAGUUCACCCCCACCGCCUCCGAAACGCCACUGCCGGUCUCUCUCAGUUCCAGAGGAUCUGUCUCGUUGCCGCUCCACCUGGCAUCCCAGUGCAUCAAAGGUUUGGACUCCAGUCAAACGAGGCUGUCCUAGUAGGGGGGCAUCUAGUUCGGGCUCCGGAACCACGUCUUUGCCACCUUGUGGUCCCAGUUCGUCCUUCACCUCCUCCAUACACUCUUCUUCUAGCCCUACCUUCUUUAGUUUGGCACUGUCAUCUGACUCCCCUUUAUCUUGGAGCUUCCCAUGGGAUCCACUCGACGCAUUGAAAGGAACUUCAUCCGCCUCCUUUGCCACUCUUUCCUCAUGCUCUUCUUCACCUGCCCCCCACCUUUCUCACUCAGUGCUGCAGCGCCGCUUCUCCCUGUCCCCCGUGCACAUUCAGAAUGUCUCCGGGGCGUCCCUGCACACUCAGCCCCCCGCUGCUUCAGCACUGACAUUUGGCUUUUCUGGCCUAGAGCACACAGCCUUGUCUCCAUCUCCCACUUCAGCUUGCAGUACACCAUCCACUUCUAGGCGCGACCUGCACCCUGCACUACCGCGAUGCCACUCGCAGCCCUGCGACAUGCGCAGACCUCGCUUGAAGAGGCGCCAUGACCCAGAUGUUCUGCCCUGCCCCCGACCAGGCCUGGACUUCAGCAAGAUGACUCAGAUCGGUAAUCGUGAGAGCCUGUUGUGUGGAACGAGCGGCUGCAUAUUUCCUGUGUCCUCACAGGCAGAGCAGCGCUUAACCUUCUCCCCUGAAUUCCUGGGACGAGCCAGCAUUGGACCCUUAAGUGAAAGUGAAGAAGAAGAAGAGGAUGAGGAAGACGAAAGAAAAAGAACAGAAAUGGAAGUGGGCAGCAAAACUGUGUUUGAAAGAGACUGCACAGAAUUGGACCUGAACCUAAUAGAAGAGAACUGACUCUGGUGCUCCCUGUGUGACUACUGCAUUCAUAAAAAUAUAAAGCACACCUGUAGGCUUUGUGCUGUCAACUGGCAGAGGCCUUGAGAACUUGCUGCUCACACAAGGCACAUAUCCUGAGUUCCUAAUUAAGAGCCAAGCAAGUACAAGCUUGUGUGGAACCUGCAUCGCUAUGGUUGUAACAUUUAAGCUAGUUCACUGUUCAGAGCUUCAGAAAAACGUUUGUGCCUGCCUGUUCAGCAGUAAUGGGAAAUGCGCAUGAGCAAAUAAGCAAGUUUUCAUGUGCAGACUUUAGUCUUAAUUAACCAUUGGUAUGCAUCUCGAUAGUCUUACAUACCCAUAUCAGAACGCUAUGUAUGUGAGUAAAAAGAAAGUUCUUAAAUGCUCCAGAUGUUUACUGCUGCACACAAAAAAUCCGGUAGUCAAGUGACUUGAAGGACCAUUUUUCGGUACCCAAUCAGAUCCCCCUUUAGACUGCUUUUAGGUUUUGAUUCAGAUUUUGGUAAAUGGGAGCUGUUGACGGUUGGCUCGAUAAUUUGAUGGGUGUGUCAAAAUUCUACUGAGGUAGCCUAAACUGUAUGAUGAUCCAUAUCUUGUUGCUGUCUGUUCAACAGCUUACAUUCUGGUGUUUAUUUAUUUAUUUCGCCACAUGAACAUGCAGUUCUACAUUAACAUACUGCAUUCCCUAGCCCUUAACCAUCACAGCUUGAUACCUAGCCCUGAACCAUAACCGCAACCUCUAAACUACGUCUUACUCCUCAAUCACUUUGCACCCAUUCGGAUCAAAUUUCCCCCAUACAUUUCUGUGCUUUUAGGUUUUGCGUCACUAUAAUAAUAUGAAACACAUCUACUUGAGGGUUGCUCCCUUGGAUAAAGUCUUAAUUAGCAAAGGGAAGUUCCUAUUUUGAAAUCAGAAUUCCAUCCAUCCAUUUCCGUAACUGCUUAUUCCCAUUGGGAUCGCAGGGGAACUGGAGCCUAUCCCAGUAUUCAAUGGGCGUGAGGCGGGCUACACCCUGGACGGUCCCCCACACAGAGACACACAAAGACGGACAACCAUGCACUAAUAUCAGAAUUGAUUUGGGCUAUUGUUGGAAUGUCUCUUUGAACAGCCACACACCUUACCAACAGUCACACUGAUGAUACUGUUAACUUACCAUGCCUUAAGUCUAAAGAGUUGUUGGUGCUCUGGUCUUCUUUUCACAGCCAGACACUUUUGCAGUCUCCAUUUGCACUGAUUCAGAUAUUUUUGAAUGUGUGGAACGUGUACUGGGAUAUUGAGCAGAAUAACUGAAUCAGUGCCACAGCUGGACUCCACAGGGCACAAUAUAAUGUACUGUACAGCGGUUAGACUGAGUGCACAUGUCCAGCCAUUCGAGUGAAUGUAAAAGGCUAGAAUGAAUCACAUGAUUUGGUGGCCUUUUAGAGAAGUUUUUUUCAUGUUUUCAGAUGGAAAUAUACUUGUUGCACAAUUUAUGUAUGAAUAAAUUUAAUAGA
This is a messenger RNA of Menidia menidia (Atlantic silverside), 3143 nucleotides long. NCBI's taxonomy places the organism in Eukaryota, Metazoa, Chordata, Actinopteri, Atheriniformes, Atherinopsidae. The record is from the annotation of a GenBank genome assembly.